Aethina tumida (small hive beetle) is the source of this 1043-nucleotide messenger RNA. RefSeq lists its product as uncharacterized. Lineage: Eukaryota; Metazoa; Arthropoda; Insecta; Coleoptera; Nitidulidae. The transcript is spliced from 2 exons. The record is from RefSeq and is a predicted model, not a curated record. Gene Ontology annotation, biological process: double-strand break repair via homologous recombination; DNA strand invasion. Gene Ontology annotation, cellular component: Rad51B-Rad51C-Rad51D-XRCC2 complex; centrosome; replication fork. Gene Ontology annotation, molecular function: four-way junction DNA binding. The coding region runs from base 91 to 834 and encodes 247 amino acids.
UGUUAGUCCUCUCAUUGGGCUGCCCGUAUUUUUUCAAAUGAAACAAUCUACAAAAUACGUGCUACUUUUGUGCAAAAAUUGACAUUGAAAAUGAAUUGCAAAAUUGAAUCGGGUGUCCAGCUGUUUUCUCGAGUUACAUCCAAAUCAUCAUUGGAAACAAUCAACAGAAAACUAUUUCCAGAAGGACUGCCAACUAAUUCUUACAUAGAAAUAACAGGACCAGAUAUAAACCAGAAAUAUCAAUUACUGCUUGAUUUUCUAGUUCGAUGUAUUUUGCCAUCAGCCUAUUGUGAAGAGUGGAUGGACUGUGCAGUGAUUUUUAUUAACACUGAUCAGCAGAUUGGAAUGUUUGAUAUUUUAAAUAGCAUAGAUGGACAUUUGAAGAAAAAGAGUGUUAAAACCUCUAGUCAGAUUGUUGCAAAAGCUUUAAAAAAUAUUACACUUGUUAGUUGUUUCAACUGUGAUGAAUUUGAGCUUACUCUUUGUAAUCUGGAAAGAAUUGUAAAUAGCUGUGAUAAUCAUGAUCUAGUUCUAAUAGAUAAUAUUGCUCCUUUUUAUUGGAAUAAACGAUUUAGCUCUGACAAGCUAAGUUUGUAUUCUGUUGCAUUAGACAAUUUUGAGAUUGUGUAUAACGUAACGAAAAGUUUAAAUUUAGAUCUUAUAUUUAUUAGGAAUGAGACUGUUCAAAGCAAAAAGAAAUUUUCUUCAAAAAUUGAUUACAAAAUAUAUGUAGACAUAGAAAGUGGAAAUAAUUUUAAAGCAAUUGUAACAAACUAUGUAAAGGGAAAUGAACAAGAUGUAACUUAUAAAUAUGAAAAUAUUUUAAUAUUUUAAAAACUUUAAAUUUAAAUAAACAAAUUCAAUAUUUUUAUGGUAUGUGAGGAAAGUAAAAAACACAAAAUUUAAGUCCUGACUGUUUAUUAAUAUACAUAAACUUUUGGCAUGAGUAAAUCACUACAAGUUGGCAUUAAUCAAAUGAAUAAUGAAUUCUCAUAAUAAUAUAAUGUUUCUUGUAUAUAUAAUUGAAAUAUAUAUUUUGGAAG